Molecule: messenger RNA, 3726 nt
Organism: Chlorella variabilis
Lineage: Eukaryota; Viridiplantae; Chlorophyta; Trebouxiophyceae; Chlorellales; Chlorellaceae
Exons: 8
Coding region: 1-3726 (1241 amino acids)
Source: RefSeq, a predicted model, not a curated record
AUGGCUCUCGUACACCCUCUCGUGCAGCGCCUGCUGGUGGCCGAGGCGGCGGGUCACGCCCCGCAGGGUGCACUGGCCGGCGCACUGGAUUGCUGCACCCUGCCGCCGGGCAGCGGCAGCGCCGACGGUGACGCCGCCUCGCUGCGUGCGCUGUUGCUUGCGCACCCAGACCCCCCGACGGUCCUGGCAGCGGCGGCCAAUGCCAGCGGCCACCCUUGCGCCAUGGGCAUGCUGCUGGCGCAGCUGCUGGGCGGCAGCAUCGUGCACAGCUCGGAGCUCCUGGCGGCGCUGCCACCUGCCGGCUGGGCUGCCGCCGUGGCGGGCCUGCAUGCCGCCGCCAGCAGCGGCACGCUGCCCCCGGCAGCCCGUGGAGCAGCGCGGCAGGCCUGUGGCACCGUGGUGAAAAUGCUAGUGACCUGCGGCGGCGGGGCGGAGCAGCUCCAGCAGCAGCCCACGCCCCAGCUGCAGCAGCAGCAGCAGCGGGCGGAGCGCUGCCUGCAAGAGCUGCGCCAGGCCUGGUCCGGCAUCAGCCACGGAGGGGACGACGGCAGUGGCAGCAGUGCUGACGGCGCGGCGCUGCUGGCGGCGGCGGUGGAGGUGGUGGAGGCGGAGGUCUUCCCAAGGCAGCGGGCCCGCAGCUGGCUGACGGCCGAGCUGGGGCGGGUGCUGCAGCUGGCGCCAGGCGAUGACGGCCUGCAGCUCCGCCACCAGGCAGCAGCAGGUGCAGAGGGCGACGGCAGCGGCGGCGCGCCGUGGCGUGCCGCCAUGGCCGCCUUUGCUGCUGCCCUGCCGGCGGAGGUGCUUGUGGAUCAGGUGCAGGCCGCGGUGGCCCAGGGCGUGCUGCACACGCGCCGCGCCGCCGCCGCGCUGGCAUCGGCGGCCGCCACCGAGACUGCUGCCGCCACACGCAUCGAGCUUUGGGUGCAGCAGGCGACGGGCGCCUCGCUGGCGGCGCACGCGGGCAGUGCGCUGAGCGGCCUGCUGGCGCUGAUGCGCGAGCUGCUGCCGCAGUGGGUGCCCAGCCAGCAGCAGCCACUGCCGGGCCCGGAGCAGCGCUACGCUUCCUGGUUUGGAGGCACCCUGCUGGCCCCGCAGCACCAGGCGCACCUGCAGUUUCUGGUGCAGCAGGUGCUGGUCCCCAUGCUGCCAGAGGACGGACCCUGCUGGGUGCAGGCGCAGGCUGACGCGCUGGCCUCCCUGCUGCGCCGCGCCCGCCAGCAGCACGCGCCGCUGCCGCCCAGCGCCCAGCAGGCGGCUGAGGAGUACUUAGGCAUGGCGCAGCAGCGGCUCAAGGCUGCGGCGCAGGAGCGGGAGGAGGAGCAGCGGGGAGGCGGGGACGGCGGGGCGGGCGCGGCGCCGGGCCGCGCCGGCGGGCAGGGCGGCGGCGGCUCUCCCGGCACCGCCGACUCCAACCUGCACAAGGGGCGGGAGAUUGUGAAGGGGCUGCUCAAGGAGUUCGAGCUGGGCGGCGGCCAGCUGAAGGUAGCCACUCUGGCCGCCAUGCAGGCCAACGCGGCCAGCAUGUUCACCAGGGGAGCGCUGCACGGCAUGAUGGUCCCCGCUCUGCUGGAGCCCUGCGGGGAUGCGGCGGCCGCCGCGCAGCGUGCGGCGCUCAUGCAGGCGCGUGCCCCAGCGCCGCUGCGCCGGCCGCCGCCGGCUGCUUACCUGCAUGGGGAGCUGACCAGGCGCGGCGACACACACAUCAGGCAGCACUUCUGCCCAGAGGCGGUGCAGCGGUACCACCGGCAGUGCUUGCGGGCCCAGCUGGACGGAGCCACCCUGCAGCAGCUGGCCGACAGAGCCCCCCACCUGCUGCUGGCGCCCGGCAGCGGCGGCGGCGCCGGCGCCGACGGCAUCACCGGCCACCAGCUUCUGGACCGCAUGGCUCGCCUAGUGCGGGAGCACUUGCAGGCGUGGCAGCAGCAGCACCAGCGCCCAGACCAUCAGCAGCAGCAGCAGGGGUUAGCUAUCGGGCUCAGCAGUGGGCCAGGUGGGAGCGGCCCAGGCGCCGCCUCCAGCCCCGAGCAGCUGGCACGGGUGCUGGUGAGCACCUGGACGGCCGCCUACUGCGCCAGCCUCGGCGGCAGCAGCGGUGGCGGCCCAUCGGUGGUGGCGGUGGCGGCGCACGUGCUGAGCAUCGCGCACCGGGAGCCGGCGCUGCAUGGGCCGCUGCUGGGCCGCCUGCGGCACGUGCUGCUGCAGGGCGGGGAGCCGGCAGGAGCAGCAGGGGGGCAGCAGCAGCAGCAGGAGGAGGAGGAGGAGGAGGAGGGGGCUGGGCGGGGCGGCCGGGAGCUGGAGGCAGCUGCCUUGCUGGCCACAGUGGCUGGGGCGCUUGUGCACCCGCACCCGCACCCGCACCACCAGCAGCAGCAGCAGCAGCAGCAGCCAAGCGGGGCCGCCGCCGCCACCGCCGCCGCCGCCGCCGCCGCGCCCACCCUCCAGCCGCUGUUUCUGUGGCGCUGGCAGCAGCAGCCUGGGCGGGGAGGCGGCGGCCAGGGCGGCGGCGGGGCUGUGCCGGGCGAGGUGCCGGGCCCCGCCUGGCUGCAACAGCUGCUGGAAGGCCUGCCCCUGCGCAGCGCAGCGGGCAUGGCGCGUGCAGGCCAAUUUGCGGCGGCCCACCUGAGCUGCCUGCGCCACUUCCAGCAGUACUGCCUACUGCCAGCCGCCACUGGCAGCACCCAGGGUGGCACCAGCACCGCACUGCUGCUUCGCUGGCGCCGGCCGGCGGCGGCCGCGCCCUGCAGCGAGGCAUACGGCGGCCAGCUGGCGGCCAGCCUGGUGUUCCCGGCCUGCCCUGCCGCGCUGCACCUGCAGCGCUGGCUGCUGCUGCGCCUGUCUGUGGCCCGGCAGCUGCUCUGCGGCUGCGGCUGCGGCGGCGGCGCCGCGGCAGCGGCUGGGGGCGAGGGCAGGGCGGCCAAGCGGCCGCGGCCCGAGCCUGGCGCGGUGGAGCAGGCGCUGCAGGCCUGCCUCGCCUGCCUGCAGUCCGAGACGGGCAAGCUGCCGCUCGUGGAGUUCCUCCGCCUCGAGGCCGGCGCCGCCGGCGCCGCCAGCGACCUGCUGCCGCCCGGCGCCGCCGACCCCGCCUUCCGCCUGUGCUGCGCGCUGUACCUGGGCAGCCCCGCCGCGCCAGCUGACGCCAGCAGCGGCGGCGGCGCGCCUCACGUGCCGCACCUGCCAACGCCGCCGCCCCUGGACACACUGAUCCAGCCGUUGGCAGCGGGGCCCGCGCACGGCACGGCGGGAGGGCCGGCGUGCCGGUCGGGAGCUGCCGCCGGCGGCACCGAUGCGGAGAUUGUCAUACCAGACAGCGAAGAGGAGGAGGAGGAGGCGGAGGCGAUGGAAGUCGCAGAGGCGCCAGCUGCCAAUGGCUUGGGGGCCUGCGGUGCCGCGGCAGGCGGCCCUGCCGCCACCCUGGACAGCCUCGCGGUGGCGGUGGCAGUGCUGCUGGUGUGGCCGGGGGCUGAGCAGGCGGCCGCGGCGGCGGCGGUGUGCCAGAAGGCUUGCGCCCAUGCGCUGCGCCUGCUGACCGCGCCCCAGCAAACCGCACCCAGCAGCGCCAGCCUGCAGAAGCUGCUUCCGGCGCUGCUCACGUGGGAGCAGCAGCAGGAGGCAGUGGCGGCGGUGGCGGCGGCGGUGCGCUCGGGGCUGGCGGAGCCUGGCGCCGCCGCCGGGCCCACGCCUCGCGCCCUGCUGCAGCGCCUGGAGGCAGCGGUGGCGAAUGGGUGA